Molecule: messenger RNA, 1020 nt
Organism: Drechmeria coniospora
Lineage: Eukaryota; Fungi; Ascomycota; Sordariomycetes; Hypocreales; Ophiocordycipitaceae
Exons: 1
Coding region: 1-1020 (339 amino acids)
Source: RefSeq, a predicted model, not a curated record
AUGCCACCGCCGGCGCAGCCGCUUUACGCCUGCGCCGCCCUCGACGUUCUUGAUGCCUUUCUUCGCCCGCCCACCACCACCUCCCGCUUCCUACCGCCGAGACGGAAGACGCUGCCGCCACCGGUGCCUGAUACAACACGAGUUGCGUCAGCCGCGCUCUUUCUGUGGGCCGUCUCACGCCCGCCUGCCCACGAGACUCGUAAGCGGCCUCGCGUCGGCCGCGACUUGGCCCUCGCGUGCUUGACGAGCAAGGUCGGGAGGCCGACGACGCCGGUGCGUCGGACGACCCGUGUUCGUGCGAAGAAAGAUGGCGCGAGCAGGGCGCGGUGCGGCGAAUGCGCUGCGUGUUGCGUGCGAUGCGUCGGCUUCGACAAUCGAACCAUGUGCGUGGCGGGCGCCGAUGAGCUCGUACAGUACGGUGGGUGCAAGACAUUGCAAGUGUGGGAGCGGGCGGACGGACGAAUGAAUGAAUGCGUGUGCACCUUGGCCAUGCCGUCCGCUCGCUCGCACCGAGUAAUAAUACUGUACGUGCGCGAAGGAGGUGCAGACGAGAUCGGUCCCCCCAUCCGGCCACGCCUUGCGUCUGCCGUGGCUGCUGCGCUGAAGCAGGUCAUAAUGCGGGCCACGGGCCAGAGAUUCGCUGGUGCCGCCGAGGAAUCGAGGCUUGACACGGCGCCGUUUGUCGAGCCUCGAAUCUGUUUCGCCUCCCGUCCGUUCCAGCCAGUCCGCCGGGGUCCGAGGCUGUUGGCCCAAGUCGGCGUAGGGGUUAAUCAAAUAGUGCCUGUGCAAGGGUGGGCUCGCCCGCUGCCUCUGCGCUUCGGGGGGGGCGGGCAUCGGUGCUCUGGUGGCAUCUGGCCGUUGAUCAAUGUCGUCCAAUGCUUGCGGCAACUACGGAGUGUGAUGAAUGAAUACGCACUCGCGGCCAUGGCACCGUCCACGCUGGCUGCCCGGUACCGUGUACAAGCAAGCACAUGCGCCGGCGCUGUUAACUACGUGCUCGCCACCGAGACGAGUAAGUAA